Messenger RNA from Erpetoichthys calabaricus (reedfish), 4468 nucleotides. Its product is annotated as BMP/retinoic acid-inducible neural-specific protein 3-like. The record is from RefSeq and is a predicted model, not a curated record. NCBI's taxonomy places the organism in Eukaryota, Metazoa, Chordata, Cladistia, Polypteriformes, Polypteridae. Gene Ontology annotation, biological process: positive regulation of neuron differentiation; negative regulation of mitotic cell cycle. The coding region runs from base 1046 to 3355 and encodes 769 amino acids. The transcript is spliced from 9 exons.
GUUCCCCAAGUUCUCUCCACGCUGCUUACUUUUUUGAGUUACGGUCCCCUCUGCUGAGAAGAGCGAGCGUGACUGUCACUCCGGUCACAGAUGCCGCAGCACGGGGACCAGGCGGCAGCAGCAGCAGACAACGAGCGGUAAUUAGAAAGAUGCGCCGGACCGGCGUGAUUCACUAUAGCGGUAUAGCAACCCUCCCUACUUCGGACGUUUUAUACUAACACGCCCAAUCAGAAUCGGAGCAGACGCACCAUAAAAGCGAGCGAUUGGCGGUGCAAAAGACGAAAAAAAUGCAGGAGAGAUAAAGGUGACUGGCAGUGCAUAACGGCGACAGCUGGAGUCCGGUACACUAGGCUGCGGUUCGACUUGUCGCGGGGAGCACUCGACUGCAACAGACAUAUCACCGGACAGCGGAAAGCUUUUCUUUCUCGUUUUUAGAAUCUCAAAGGCGGAAUCGUAAAGAUCGAAUCCAGGGAAGCAACCUGGCAGUUCGAGUAAAAGGCUGAAACAACAACUGUGCUACAAGGUCGGAACACAUCGGCGAUGUCAAGUUUGAACUUUUUCUGAGUUUUGCGUCCUCUUGUACCUUUGCUCAUCUCCGUUAUUAUUACUGCUAUUGUGAUCUUCUGUUGCCCGUUUCGUGUUGCUUGAGCAAGAAGAAUUCCGCGAAAAACGGAAUCGCAUUGCGCCCUGGUGGCUUUUUCGUACCUUGCUGCCUUCAUCACUGCCCGUUUCUGUGUCAAGAGGAGUUCACGCGCUGAUUGUCUUACACCGGAACGCUGAACAAGCCUUGAGGACAACCUGACAGCCUGGCGGCAUUCGUUACUCACCGGGGAUACCUUGCUGUGUAUUAUAUGUUGCAAGGACGUAUAGCUCACAGAUGUGCCCAUCUUUAAAGUAAAAACGAGACGAUUCUGCCGUAGGGCAGGUGUGGACAAGUCAGACAUAUGGAAGGCUAUUAGAGAGACUAAUUGGAAGCCACUCAUAUAAAACUGGUUGCCUGGGAUUACUAGGAGAAUGCUGGUUCCAAGUCCACCGUUGCAGCAGCAUGACAUGGUUCUGGUGCGGCGCUGCUGUUGUUAAAUGGCUGCCUCUCAUGGUUCUGUCCGAGUGGACGGCCUUGAGUCUGCAUUGCUGGGUUUUAACUGUGAGCACCACUUUGGGUCAACAUGGGACUACUGGGCCAAUGGACUGGCUCCUGUCAGACAAGGGGCCUUUUCAUCGUUCUCAAGAGUAUGCUGAAUUUGUAGAGCGAUAUCAGCAGGGGUACACCACCCGCUACAAGAUUUUCAGAGAGUUUGGUCGGUGGAAGGUGAACAGUCUGGCUGUGGAGAGAAGAGAUUUUCUUGGAUCAGCUUUGCCACUCACCCCUGAGUUCAUUGCUACCAUACGGCUCUUAGGACGCAGGCCUAGUCUCCAGCAGAUCACAGACAACAUCAUCAAGAAAUAUGGAACACACUUCUUACAGUCUGCUACGCUAGGUGGGGAAGAAUCUUUGACGAUUUUUGUAAACAAGAAAAAACUAAGCAAGAAAGGCAACCCAAAAGACUCUAAUGAUAACAGCUCUGCGCCAACUUUGGAGACCCUUCAUCAACUGGCCGCCUCUUAUUUUAUUGACCGAGAGAGUACCCUUCGAAAAUUACACCAUCUCCAGAUAGCCACCACAGCCAUCAAGGUUACAGAGACGAGAACUGGCCCACUAGGAUGCAGUAAUUACGACAACCUUGACUCCGUCAGCUCUGUUUUGGUCCAGAGUCCUGAAAACAAAAUCUAUUUACAAGGUAUUCAAGUUAUUCUGCCUACUUAUUUGCGGGACCGCUUUGUGACAGCUGCUCUGGGUUACAUCAGCUGCAAUUCUGAAGGAGACUUUAUCUGUAAGGACAAUGACUGCUGGUGCCAGUGCACCUCUACAUUUCCAGAAUGCAACUGCCCAUCAACUGAUAUUGAGUCAAUGGAAGAAAAGUUACUUCAAGCCAAAGAAGCAUGGAACAAUUACAAUACUGAAUUUGAACAAUCGGGAGAGUUCCAGGCCUUCGUGAGGAGACUUCCUUUGGACUAUCGACUGAAUAUGUCCACUAUUUUUUAUCUUUGGUCCAAGGAUCUGGCUUUGCAACGCCUCUAUGACCAACUAGAGGGAACAGUAACGCAGCUCCACAGCAAGGCCCAAAAGAUAGUACAAAAAUUAUUCAAUCUCAGCAAGCGUUGUGAAAAGCAACCACAAUACAAGCUGCCUAGAGAAAGAUCACUGAACUACUGGCUGAAAAAGAUCCAGUCACUCCUUUACUGCAACGAGAACAAUCUGUCAGGUGUUUUCAAUGAGGAGCUGCAGAGCUGUGCCUGCCCCAUGGAUCAGGAGUCAUGCCAGAGCAGUUUACCUUGUAGAGUUGGCGAUGGCUCAAGCUGCUUGACCUGCUCCUCAGAUAAUCCAGCCCAGUGUGGCAGCUGCAAUGGCGGUUAUGUGCUCACCCAGGGGAUUUGUCGAACUUUGGUAGCUGACUCACCAGAACACUACUUGGGCUUAGAGACAGACUUUCAAGAUCUCGAGAUGAAAUAUCUUCUGCAGAAGCACGACAGCCGUAUAGAGGUGCAUGCCAUCUUCAUUAGCAAUGACAUGCGUCUAAACAGCUGGUUUGAUCCUUCCUGGCGCAAGCGGAUGCUUCUCACCUUAAAGAGCAACAAGUUUCGCUCUAAUUUUGUUCACAUGUUGCUUGGCCUGACGGUGCAAAUUUGCCUGACCAGGAAUAGUACCCUAGAGCCAGUUCUAUCUAUUUACAUAAAUCCAUUUGGAGGCAGUCAUUCGGAGAGCUGGCUACUUCCUGUUCACGAAAACAGUUUCCCAGACUGGGAGAGGACUACAUUGGAUGGAGUCCCUCAGUGCACCAACUGGACUCUGAUAUUAGGAAACAAGUGGAAAACCUUCUUUGAGACAGUUCACAUCUACUUGCGAAGCAGGAUUAAGGCCACCGAUGCCAUUAGCAAUGAAACAAUCUACUAUGAACCCCUUGAGUUUAUUGAUCCAUCCAGGAACUUGGGAUACAUGAAGAUUAACAGUGUGCAAACAUAUGGCUACAGCAUGCAUUUUGACCCUGAGGCUAUAAGGGAUCUUAUCCUGCAACUGGACUACCCCUACACUCAAGGAUCCCAGCAUUCAGCUCUGCUUCAGCUACUGGAGAUCAGAGAUCGUGUAAACAUGAGGUCUUUACCAGGCAAGCAGCGCCUUGACUUCUUCUCUUGUAUGCUACGGCAUCGACUUAAAAUGUCAGCCAGUGACGUGGUUCGAAUCAGCGACUCCCUGAAGGCAUUUGCCGCCAGACUUCCCCACGCUGUUGAAUAUGAGACAACCAAACUGUGCAGUUAAUGAAAAAAUCCUUUUUAAUCUUUAUCAUGUUUUGUGGGUUAGACAAAAGGCAAAAAGGAUGGACCAUAAGACACUUGUUGAACAUGAAAAAGAAUUUGAAAUAUAGGACAAUUUAGGAAAGAUGAUUUUUAUCAGUUUUCAACAAAGGUUGUGUUGCUGUUAUCUUUCUGUACAUUCUUAGUGGAACAGUACUUUCUGGUGUCGUUUGCCUUCAACUGGUCUAUUAGAGAAAGAUGGCACAACCGUUAAAAGUUAAAGAACACAAAAUGUGGAAGCUGUAGCGUUAUACUGUUAAAUGAAUCGUGGAUAUCCAUUGGAAUCCAUAAAUUGAGAUGACUUGAAAGAAUACCCUCAGACUUGGGGAGAAAGCUGGCUUUGAUUUGCUCUGAAAUUUUUUUAUAUGAAUUUCUGGAGAAGGUGGUUCAUUCUACUGUUGUAAGAAAGUUUUAAUGUUCCUCCUUUCUGAAAGCAACUUUAUUCCUGGUAAUAAUGAUUAUUAUUUGAAAUGCUAUGGCUAAAACGUCAAGGAUUUGGAUGAGUUUGUAACGAUCAAUAAUCUUUUAGUACAAGUUUUCUGUCGACUUUUUUCUUUUGAUUAUAUGCAAUAUUGGAUUCUUUUAAGGAUAUUUUUCUACGUGUGCUUCUUUCCUUCUUUAUUCUUUAAAGAUGCUUUCAAAAUAAAGUAAACACUGCAGCAGAUACAGGCAAUGGACACAUAAUCUGCUGUGCGUGAGACACUCAUUGAUGGCCUUUUGAUUUAGUGGUGGGCCACUUUAGCCGCUCAUGGUAACGUACUAACGGGGUGCCUGGCUUUCUUCAUAAUGUUUAUGUGAUCAGUGAGUGCUGGAGCUAAAAAAUUCAACUAAGUAAAAAGAAAAAAAAAAUACAGCUUAUUAUAAAAUAAUCAUUCAUACCCAAAGACACGAAGGUUAGGUUAGAAUGAGUGUCUCCUUGGUUAGACUGGCCCCCCACCUAUUGUAUGCCCAGUGCUGGCAAAAUACUUUCAGUGCUGGACAACCCUGAAUUAGAUUAAGCAGGUUUGGAAAUGGAAGGAUGAUAUGCAGUAUCAUAUAAUCAAAACCCUAGAGCCUUAUAACAAAAAAACAUUUGCCU